Pipra filicauda (Wire-tailed manakin) is the source of this 2848-nucleotide messenger RNA. RefSeq names its product leucine rich adaptor protein 1 (gene LURAP1). NCBI's taxonomy places the organism in Eukaryota, Metazoa, Chordata, Aves, Passeriformes, Pipridae. The transcript has 2 exons. The record is from RefSeq and is a predicted model, not a curated record. Gene Ontology annotation, biological process: positive regulation of canonical NF-kappaB signal transduction; positive regulation of cytokine production. Bases 51 to 932 code for a protein of 293 amino acids.
GCCGCGCGCGGGCCGCGGUGACAGCGCGGCCGCCACCGCCCCACCCGCGCAUGGAGGGCGGCGGGGAGGCGCUGCCCGCCGACCUGCGGGACCUGGCGGGCAAGGUGGGACGGCGCCCGCCCGCCGUGCUGCUGCGGGGGCUGCGCGCCGACACCGCCCCCGCGCCGCCCGCGCCGCCCGCGCCGGCCCGCGGCGAGCGCUCGCCGCUCGCCGAACGCCUGCGGACGCUCCGCCUCGAGCUGGCCUACCUGCGAGCCGUGGAUGUGAAGAUCCUGCAGCAGCUGGUGGUGGUGAAUGAGGGCAUCGAGGCGGUGAAGUGGCUGCUGGAGGAGCGGAGCACCCUGACCAGCCGCUGCAGCAGCCUGGCCAGCAGCCAGUACAGCCUGGUGGAGAGCCAGGAGGCCUCGCGGCGGGGCAGCUGGGACAGCCUGCAGGACCCCAACGACAGGCUGGACAGCAUCUCCGUCGGCAGCUACCUGGACACCUUGGCCGAUGACAUGGAUGAGUAUUCCCAAAACGCUGCUGAAACUGCUGCUGCAUCCACAUCGGGCAGAGCCCUGGCCAGGGCGGAGCAGGAUUGGGUCAGGAUCGACCCCGAGAGGGGUCUUGCAAAGCAAGAGAAGGGCAAAGCCGAGCACGAGUGGCCCCACGUGGACCUCUCCCCUCCUGGGUUGCCCCCGGAUCACCGGUUUGCUAAGGAGCCCCAGGUGGCCAACGGGUAUUUGGGCCAGCAGCCCCCCUCCCUGGAACCAGGCAGAGACACCAAAUCACCAUCGGGGGCUGGAGAGAGGCUGGGGAAGGGGAAUCUGGGUGGGAAGGCUCGGAAAGCUGAGGCUGACUUUGAGAACUGCAAACUCAACAGCAAACUGCACCUGGAGUAUGAUGCCCACUGGCGCUGGCUCCAGUCUCAGGAUGAUGUGACAUUCUUAUAGCCCAUGGCUUUGCCUUCCCAGUCCAGCUCUCCCAAAUGCCCAUUCUGCUUGAUUUGUCUGUGCUUGGGAGAGUUGGAGUGGCAGGAGAGGGGGGGACAGGCUGGCUUGGUGGUGUUCCUCUGAUCGCUCCAACACUGUUUGGUGAUGCAGCCAUAAGGAACAGGGUGCCUGCCCUGCAGCAAAUUUCUGGGAGAGGCAGGAUGAGGUGGGUCCUGGUAAAUUUAAUCCUUUGCUCUGGGGUGGUGCUUGCAGGUGGCUGGACACUCCUCUGUUGUCCUUGAUGGUGGUGGUGGGGAAACCUGGGACAGUGGGACUCCUGGGACCUCUCCCUCUAAUCCUCAGCCUCUUGUCUGCAAAAACUGAGGACCCUUUCCUCAAAAUAACUACACAGAGAGGACAGGAGACGCUCCCACACAUCCACAACUUAGUGGCACCAGCAUGCUCUGUGUGGGGCAGGACCAUCAGCAGGGCAUGACCUGCUGGAUCUGCUCAUUUCCGUCAUCAUCUUCAAGGCCAGUGUCCAUCCAGGGCAGAGUUGACCUGGAAUUUGGCCCUAGCAAUUGGUGGAUGCUAAAACCCCUUCCCUGCAGGUGAAGCCCUGCCUGGUUUAAACACCUCUGUGAAGCCAAUCUGAAGGGGGGCUGGGCAGCCUCUGUCCAACAGCGCAGACUUCCCAGCGUGAUGACACGAGAACGGCAAAGCAUUGGGUGGGAAAUGGAGAUCCAGCUCUCCCAGUUUGUUUCUGGACUGUCUCCCACCUUGGGAGCAGUCCUGCAGAAUCCCCAGGAUGUGGCAGCAUACGGGCAGCCUGGCAGAGCCUGCAGGGCUCAGGCUCAGAAAGGCUCCUGCUUUCCCUGACGCACUGUGAUGGUGGUGAAGGCUGGGUUUCUCCACCUGUGUGAUGAAUGUUGCCAGGUCUCUGCCUCCUACCAGCAAUCAGAAGCAUGAGGCUCCUGGGCUGGGGUAGAUUUGCAGUGGCCCUGCCCCAGAGACAUCAACUCUGUCUUUUUAGCCUUGGCUUCUGCCUGUGCCUUUUGCUGUCCACCCACCACGCCUCCCAGCACACCCCUUGCUGGCUUGCAGAGCAUGGCUUGCAGCUGGAGCUGUGUGAGAGCUUGGGCAGGACCUGCUGCCUUCACCAGACAAUGCAGGGAAGAACCUAAGCAUCCUGCUUCGAGGAGCUGGGCUCUUCCACUCUUCUGGAGUGUCCUGACUUCAGAACCCGUGGAUACAUCUGUCCCCAGAAAAGGGCUGUGAUGGUUUUGCUCUCACCACGGUGCUGUUGUUCCCUUGCCUGCAUGGGUCGCAGCUUGGAUCUUUCCUUGCCAGGGUGGUCAUCAGAGGAGAGUGGACAUCACCUCAUGAUGUCAGUGGGAAACUAAGAGAGGGCAGACCUGGCUGUGACUCUUUCUAGAUGCGAGAUGUGAGCUGGCCAUGGUUAUGAAGGUGUUUGGCUGCACAACAGGUUCAGAUUGGUGUCUCUGAAGCAGCACCUUCAGUGGAAACUGCCCUCUGUGCUGAGACCCCCGAGCACCCUCCCUUCCCCUGCAGAUGGAACUUCCCCGAUGGACAUGGAGAGCAGGACAACAUCCAGAAUUCCCAGAGAUGGCACCUGCUGAGGACUUGGGGGAAUCCCAGCAAACUGGGACUGGAUUGCCCUAUGCAAGCACCCGUCUGCCUGCCCUGGAGCAGCUGUGCUUGGCUUGCUGUUGCCUGCGAGCUCCCUGGGUAGCUCUGCUGCUGACACCGACCCACCAUGUCCCCCAAGGCUGGCUGUCCCCUGCUUUCCUUCUAACCCUGCAUGCAAUGCAUCAGCUGAGGGUCCCCGGGGGAGACGGGGUAAGUCCUCCAGUGCUGUUAAAAUCAUUCUCAACAAAAAAUAUCUGGCCUAAUAAAUGUUAGUGUUUCUCCCAGGC